Dryobates pubescens (Downy woodpecker) is the source of this 2392-nucleotide messenger RNA. RefSeq names its product lysosomal associated membrane protein 2 (gene LAMP2). The transcript has 9 exons. NCBI's taxonomy places the organism in Eukaryota, Metazoa, Chordata, Aves, Piciformes, Picidae. Bases 1 to 1416 code for a protein of 471 amino acids. Gene Ontology annotation, cellular component: membrane. The record is from RefSeq and is a predicted model, not a curated record.
AUGCGGCGUUGGGCAACGGGCGGUCGCGCGCAGGGGUGCUGCAGGGCCGCCCAGCACCUCCAGGCCCGGGGCCGCCUCAGCCCGGUGGCGGCUUGCCUGCGGCGGAGGCGGUGCUGUGCUGCAAGCCGCCGCGCUGUCACCCGCAGAUGGGGAGCGGGGCCCGGGUGCGUCGCGCUGGCCCUGUUGGUGCUGCCGGGAUAUCUUGUAGGUUUUUUCCAGUCAUAUGCCGUGGAAGUAGAUGUAAAGGAUGCCUCUAAUGUUACGUGCCUGUAUGCAAAAUGGAUGAUGAGUUUCUUGAUAAAUUAUGAAACAAACAGCAGCGAUUAUAAAAACACAACUUUGAAUCUGUCUCCUAACGUGACACACAAUGGAAGCAUCUGUGGCAAUGACACACAAGCUGCACUUGUGGCGGUACAGUUUGGAGAAGGACACUCUUGGAGCAUUAACUUUACAAAAACCAACGAAACUUACCAGGGGGACUCCAUCACGUUUACCUACAACACGAAUGACACCGCUGUAUUUCCUGACGCUAGAAGAAAAGGACCAGUUACCAUUGUUGUAAAGGAUGCUAUGCGACCAGUUCAACUGAAUAACGUCUUUGUGUGUCAUAAUGCUGACUUUCUUGAAGCAGAAAAUGUAACACAGAUUUUCUGGAAUGUUACUGUGCAGGCUUUUGUUCAGAAUGGCACAAUCAGUAAAAAAGAGUCUAGAUGUGCUGCGGAUAUGCCUACUUCUGCACCUACUAUUCUGCCUACUACUGCUUCUACCACCACUUUAUCACCUGGUCCAACCACCACUCCCAAGCCUGUGGAGAAUCCAGAGACCGGAAACUACUCUCUUAAAAGUGGAAAUAAAACUUGUCUUCUGGCUACUGUGGGGCUGCAGCUGAAUGUUUCCCAGGACAAGCCUCUUCUGAUCAACAUCAAUCCAAAAACAACUGUUGCAGAUGGUACAUGUGGUAACACAACAGCUACUCUGAAACUGAAUGAUGGAAAUAGCACAUUGAUUGGUUUCACAUUUGUAGUUAAAAAUGCAAGUGGAGGUGGACAAAAAUUUUACCUGAAAGAAGUGAAUGUUACACUGCUCAACCAUCUGAAUGGUUCUGUCAUUUCACAUGCAGAUAACAACAAUUUCAGCAAUUGGGAUGCUUUCCUUGGCAGUUCGUACAUGUGCCGGAAAGAGCAAACUCUUGAGAUUAAUGAAGAAUUUCAAAUAAAUACUUUCAAUCUCUGGGUUCAGCCAUUCCUUGUAAAAGAGAAUAAGUUCUCUGCAGCUGAAGAAUGCUUUGCUGAUUCUGACCUGAACUUUCUUAUUCCAAUCGUAGUGGGCAUGGCACUUGGCUUCCUUAUCAUUCUUGUCUUUAUAUCUUACAUCAUUGGAAGAAGAAAAAGUCGUACUGGCUAUCAAUCUGUAUAAUCUCUUAAUUCCAUCUCUGUUGCCACCUUUCCUGCUCUUCUCCUUUUCCCAGAUUCCCUGACAUGCUCCUUAUAAAAGAAGAAAUAAAAAUUGAUUCAUAUUUUCUUCACUUAAAAAAACCAAACAAACAGCAAAACAUGACAGGGGAACAUGCCAUGAGCCUGAAGAUGAGUUGCAGAAUCAUUUGAAGCUGCUGUAUGCUUUGGGAGAAAGUAGGUGUUCUGAGGACCAGGUCGAUGUGUGUCCAUGUGAGAAAUGUGAUUAUUUUGAGUAAAGAAAACAAACUUUGUUGUUUAAUGUUUUUAUACAAGAAAAUUUCUAGCUGUGUCCAUCUUGGAGAGUGCUAAAGCUAAAACCACAACUAAAGGUGUGGCUGCUAUGUCGAAAGGGACUGUACCUGCUGUGGGAAAACAAACACCAAAUUAUUUCCGGGCUUCCACUGGCAACUUGGCGUAUGGCUGUUGACUUUUUCCAUUAGCAGCUUGUUCUUGUGAAUCCGUCUGAAUUUCCUGUUCUUUCUGGAUGUAAAGGUAGUACCUGAUUUCACCAAUAAACUAACAUAAUACAAGAAGAACAUCCCAUUCUUCCAGUAAGUUAAUCAGUAUGGAGGAGUUGACUGCUAAUGUAUGUUAAACAGCUUUGCUUUGUCUGUCAUGUCUUUAUUCAUUAAGAUAAGGCCGAGUCCUAGGGAGCUUUCACUACUCAGAAAAGGCAACAGUCUGCUAAAGGAAAUGUCCUGUGCUUUUUUGUUUGUCUGUGUUUUCUCUUUUGUUCGGAGCUCAAUUGUGAAAUGAGGGCGGGAGGUUGUAGUUUCACCAGCUGUAGUUUGUCUCAGCUUUGAUUCUGGGCACAUAAAAGAAACUACACAGCCUUUCAGCACUGGCCCGUGUGAGGCUCAAGAGUAUUUUGAGAGCCCUCAAAAACUCUUAGAACACAGGUUGUUCAGUGACUCCUGCAGUUCCUUUGGAUGUUUUUU